AUGUUUUUAAAUGGCUUUAAAAGUACAAGUAACCUUAAAAUAGUAUACUCCCAGUAUACCCCAUUAAAUUUAAUUUUUCCUACUGAAUUGGAAAGUAGGCCAGAAUUUAACGAAUUUAAAGAAUGGUUGCAUACGUUUGAACUAUAUCGAGGAAAGAAAACUGGAGAAGAUGCUGAAGAUGACAGCAGAGUUGUAGGUUAUUUUAAGGGAGCUAUAAAAGUCUAUAAAUGGCCUUUGCCCAAAGAUAUAGAGGACAAAACGAUAAUGGGAUUUGAUCCCCAAUUUGGAUUGUUCCAAGGAUUGCCUUCAAACGAUCCGAUACGCGUAUUAGUACGAGUGUAUAUAGUGAAAGCUAACGAUCUACAUCCGAUGGAUUUAAAUGGCAAAGCAGAUCCGUAUGUUGUGCUACAACUAGGAUCUAAGAGAAUAAGUGAUAAGGAAAACUAUAUUUCGAAGCAGUUAAAUCCUGUUUUUGGAAAAUGUUUCGAGAUAGAAGCCACUUUUCCACAAGAUUCUCUACUGAUAGUUCAGAUCUAUGAUUGGGAUUUGGUUGGCUCAGAUGAUAUGGUCGGAGAGACAAAAAUUGAUUUAGAAAAUCGGUUUUACAGUAGAUACAGAGCCAGUUGUGGAUUACCAGAAGUAUAUGAAGAAGAAGGUUACAAUGCUUGGAGAGAUGCAAUGAAACCCACUCAAAUUUUGGCCAAGCUGUGUAAAGAUGCAAAAGUUGAUGCUCCCAUAUAUGCUGAUGGCUUAGUUAAGGUUGGAAAGCAAUUAUUUUUUAUACAAAAUGAUGACAUCGAUUUUUAUAAAACGAAAGAUGCUGAGGAACACAUGGCGUUGGCCAUUUUGCAUAGGUGGUACGAGUUUCCAAAAAUUGGAUGCCCUUUGGUACCCGAACAUGUGGAAACGAGACCAUUAUAUAACCCAGACAAACCUGGAAUAGAACAAGGAAAAUUAGAAAUGUGGGUAGAUAUGUUUCCCAUGGAUAUGCCCCUUCCUGGACCGCCAAUAGAUAUUUCACCAAGAAAACCCAAAAGUUAUGAAUUGCGUGUAAUCAUUUGGAACACAGACGAUGUUGUUCUAGAAGACGAUGCCUUUUUUACUGGAGAAAAAAUGUCUGAUAUAUAUGUUAAAGGGUGGUUAAAGGGCCCAGAAGACUGCCAAUGUACAGAUAUUCAUUACCGUUCUUUAACUGGCGAGGGUAAUUUUAACUGGAGAUUUAUCUAUCCAUUUGACUAUCUAGUAGCAGAACAAAAAAUUGUAAUAUCACGGAAGGAAUCGCUUUUCUCUUGGGACGAGACUGAAUGUAAAAUUCCGGCAAGACUAGAGUUACAAGUAUGGGAUGCGGAUCAUUUUUCAGCUGAUGAUUUUCUAGGGGCAAUAACAAUAGAUCUUAAUAGGUUUCCUCGUGGCGCAAAGUCUUCUAAACUCUGUACAUUGGAUAUGCUAAAAUCCGAUGGAUCUGUUCCUAUGGUCAGCAUUUUUAAACAAAAACGAGUGAAAGGUUGGUGGCCAUUUUUUGUUAAAAAGGACAAUGAAGAGAUGGAAUUGACGGGAAAAGUUGAAGCUGAAUUUCAUUUGUUAAGUAAAGAUGAAGCAGAAAAAGCGCCAGCUGGUUAUGGAAGGAAUGAACCUGAUCCAUUAGAGAAACCUAAUCGUCCAGAUUCAUCUUUCAUGUGGUUUAUGAAUCCGUUAAAAUCAAUUCGAUACAUUAUUUGGCACAACUACAAAUGGACUAUUCUCAAAUUGUUUAUAAUAAUAGCAGUAGCAUUAAUUAUAUUGUUAUUCUUCUAUUCAAUACCUGGUUACACUGUUAAGAAAAUGAUAGGAGCUUAA
Messenger RNA from Diabrotica balteata, 1836 nucleotides. NCBI's taxonomy places the organism in Eukaryota, Metazoa, Arthropoda, Insecta, Coleoptera, Chrysomelidae. The record is from the annotation of a GenBank genome assembly.